Messenger RNA from Diceros bicornis minor, 7964 nucleotides. It is a transcript of the gene IMPG2, whose product is annotated as interphotoreceptor matrix proteoglycan 2. The record is from RefSeq and is a predicted model, not a curated record. The transcript has 19 exons. Lineage: Eukaryota; Metazoa; Chordata; Mammalia; Perissodactyla; Rhinocerotidae. Gene Ontology annotation, biological process: visual perception. Gene Ontology annotation, molecular function: heparin binding; hyaluronic acid binding. Bases 108 to 3860 code for a protein of 1250 amino acids.
UUUAAAUGUUAGACCUUUCCUGAAACAAUUUGUUGUUGGAAGUUUCAAGGAUUUGGGUGCUCAAUUAAGGAUUUUGGCCUCUCCUCAUUCCUUUGAUUUUGGCCUAGAUGAUUAUGUUUCCUCAUUUUGGGAAGAUUUCUCUGGGUAUUUUGAUAUUUGUCCUGAUAGAAGGAAACCUUCCAUCAUUAACAGCACAAACCUACUUACCUUCAGAAGAGAUCCAAGAACCCAGGAGUGCAGUUUCUUUUCUCCUGACUGACUCGGAAUCCACAGACCCUUCUCUAUCAACUGAAAAGAGAGGACCUCUGGACCACAGAGAAGCCGAGAGACAGUGGUUGCUCAGAAGAAGGCGAUCUCUGUUUCCUAAUGGUGUGAAAAUCUGCCCAGAUGAAAGUGUUUCAGAGGCUGUGGCAAACCAUGUGAAAUAUUUUAAAGUCCGAGUGUGUCAGGAAGCUGUCUGGGAAGCCUUCAGGACUUUUUGGGAUCGACUUCCUGGGCGUGAGGAAUAUCGUUACUGGAUGAAUUUGUGUGAGGAUGGAGUCACAACGAUAUUUGAAAUGGCCGCAAAUUUUAGUCAGUCUGUGGAACACAGAGACUUAAUUAUGAAGAAACUGACGUACACAAAGGAAACUGUAAGCAGCCCUGAAUUGUCAUCUCCGGUUCCUGUUGGUGAUACCUCAACAUUGGGAAGUGCUGUUCUCAGUGUUCCAUACCCAGGGGUGACCUCUUAUGAAGGUGCUUCAGAGAGCAGCUUGGAGAGGCCGGAGGAGAGCAUUAGCAAUGAAAUUGAGAAUGUGAUAGAAGAAUCCACAAAACCAGCAGCUGAGCAGAUUGCAGAAUUCAGUAUCCACCUUUUAGGGGAGCAAUACAAGGAAGAACUACAGGAUCCCUCCAGCUUCCACCAUCAGCAUCUUGUAGAAGAGUUUGUUUCAGAGGUUGAAAAUGCAUUUUCUGGGUUACCAGGCUACAAGGACAUUCGUGUACUUGACUUUAGGUCCCCCAAGGACAAUGGCAGUGGCAUAGAUGUUCACUAUGCAGUUACCUUCAACGGUGAGGCCAUCAGCAAUACCACCUGGGACCUAAUUAGCCUUCACUCCAACAAGGUGGAAAACCAUGGUCUUGUGGAAUUGGAUGAUAAGCCCACCGCUGUUUAUACAAUUAGUAACUUCAGAGAUUAUAUUGCUGAGACACUGCACCAGAAUUUCUUGCUGGGGAACUCCUCUUUGAAUCCAGAUCCUGCCUCCCUUCAGCUUAUCAGUGUGAGAGGAGUUUCGCUUCCCCAAACUGAAGACCUAGUUUGGAACACCCAGCGUUCACGUCUUCAGGCAACCCCACCAUCUAUUCUGGAUAAUACCCUUCAAGCUGAAUGGCUCUCAGCAGAUGAAUCCACCACCAGAAGUAUUUCACCACUUGAUUUCAGCUCUGGUCCUCCCUUAGCCACUGGCAGGGAACUCUGGUCAGAGAGCCCUUUGGGUGAUUUAAUGUCUACACCCAAAUUAGCCUUUUCCUCCAAGGUGGGCCUCAGUUCUUCCACAGAAGUGUUAGAGGUUAGCAGCUUGACUCUUCAUUCUGUCACCCCAGCAGUGUUUCAGACUGGCUUGCCUGUGGCUUCUGAGGAAGGGACUUCUGGAUCUCACUUAUUAGGAGAUGGAUUACCCAAAGUUGAAGAGUUAGAAGAUUUUCUUUCUAUUGAUCCAUUGCCUUCAAGUUCAUUCACUCAUCCUGUGCCAAAAGAAACAGUACCAUCCAUGGAAGACUCUGGGGUGUCUUUGACAUCCUCACCGUAUCUGGUCUCCUCUGUCACAUUAGAUCGUCCUGAUAAAGAAAGAACUACACCUUUUGGCUUGGACUCUUUGGCCUCCAAAGUCAAAGGCGAAUUAGAAGUGAGCACUUUGAUGCCAGACACAUCCAUGGAAAAAGAGUUCAUAUUUGAGAGUGGUUUAGGUUCAGGGUCUGGGCAAAAGGUAAAUCUGAUUACUUGGCCAUGGAAUGAGACUUCAUUAGAGAAGAGCAUCGAACCACUGUCCAAGUCAUGGCUUGAAGAUGAGGAUUCACUUUUGCCAAGUGAGGGUGUAGAUGAGAAGCUAGUUAUAGAUGACAAAAUAGAUUCCACAGACCAAAGUAUUGAACAUUCAAAAUAUGGGCCUUUUGAUAGAACCCCAAGCUUUGCAGAGGAAGGGCCCCUUGGUGGACCUACUGUGCCCAUCUUUGCAGCAGAGACCACAACUCAAUCAUCUCUAAUUCUCUCCAAACACACAUCAGAGGUAUCUGACAUUGAUCAUUACUCAGUUGCCAAAGCACCUUCUCUACUGACAUCUAUAGCAAUCUCUGCUCCUACUGAAAAGCCAGAUCAGGUAGAAACUUUUCUAAAAGACCACAUGGAACAAACUACAGAGUCAUCCAACCGUGAAUGGUUUGACAGCAAGGUUUCAAUAGUGAAGCCAGGUAUGCAAACUUUGUGGACCAUGUUGCCAGAAUCAGAUGUAGUUUGGGCAAGAACUUCUUCCCUAGAGAAAUUGUCCAGAGACACAUUGGCAAGUACACCGCAAGGUACUGACAAGCUCUGGUUGAAAGCUUCCCUGACACAGUCUACCAAAUUGCCUCCAACCACAAGCUCCACCCUGCUGGAGGAUGAGGUAAUUACGGGUGUACAGGAUAUUUCGCUAGAACUGGACCGGAUGGGCACAGAUUACUAUCAGCCUGAGCUAAGCCCAGAGGAAAACAGCAAGGUUGAUAGUUAUAUGGAACUGUCUACAAAUGUUCACUCCACAGAGGUGGCUGUUGUGGCUUGGCCCACAAAAGGAAGUGACUUGAGUCAUAACCAGACCACAGGAGCUUUGGUGGUUUUCUUCAGCCUCCGAGUGACUAACAUGAUGUUUUCAGAAGACCUGUUUAAUAAAAACUCUUUGGAGUAUAAAGCCCUGGAGCAAAGAUUCUUAGAAUUGCUGGUUCCCUAUCUCCAGUCAAAUCUCACAGGGUUCCAGAAUUUAGAAAUCCUGAACUUCAGAAAUGGCAGUAUUGUGGUGAAUAGCCGAAUGAAGUUUGCCAAGUCUGUCCCUCCCAACGUCAACAAUGCUGUGUACAUGAUUCUGGAAGACUUUUGCAUCACUGCCUACCAAACCAUGAACUUGGCUAUUGAUAAAUACUCCCUUGAUGUGGAAUCAGGUGAUGAAGCCAACCCUUGCAAGUUUCAGGCAUGCAAUGAAUUUUCUGAGUGUUUGGUCAACCCCUGGAGUGGAGAAGCAGAGUGCAGAUGCUACCCUGGGUACCAGAGUGUGAAGGAACUGCCCUGUCAGAGUCUCUGUGACCUACAGCCUGACUUCUGCCUGAAUGAUGGAAAGUGUGACAUUAUACCCGGGCAUGGGGCCAUUUGUAGGUGCCGGGUGGGUGAGAACUGGUGGUACCGAGGGGAGCACUGUGAGGAGUUUGUGUCCGAGCCCUGGGUGAUCGGCAUCGCCGUCGCCUCCCUGGUUGGACUUCUUCUCAUCUCUUCUGCUGUCAUCUUCUUCCUCGUCAGGACUCUUCAAACUCAGCAUGUUAGGAGAGAAAGAAAGAGGCCCUUCAGCAGGCAGCCUGACAGCCUCUCAUCCAUUGAAAAUGCUGUGAAGUCCAACCCCAUGUACGAAAGCCACAUGGCCGGACUCGAGCAGUACCAGGGAGCCCAUCCUCAGCGUCCCUUCUGCAGCUCAGCAGGCAGGGAGGUGAUUGGUGGUCUGAGCAGGGAGGAAAUCAGACAACUGUAUGACAACAGCCAGCUUUCCAGAGAGGAAAUUCAAGAAAGAAUGAGAAUUUUGGAACUAUAUGCCAGUGAUCCUAGGUUUGCGGCAUUUGUGAGACAACAUCAAAUGGAAGAGCUUUAACCAAAACUUCUAUUUUGAAACUGAUUAGAAGCCUAGAGAAGACGGAGAUCACUUGUUACCUAUGUCAUGUAAUUAACCUGGACUUUGAACUCUGUUGGAAGAAGAGUUUUCUAUUAAAAAAAUUAAUUUGGGGGACAAAUUUUUUUUUCUAGCCUAAAAUUUCAGAAUGUAGUAAGAGAUGUGACAAUUUUUAUACCUACAAAGACCAAAAGCUGUAUUUAAAGAAAUUCAAAACUUUAUGAUUUCUAGAAAGUAUUCUGCAAGAAAAAAGCCGGGCCUGGGAGUUGGGGCUGCACUUGCUGUUGCUUCGGGGUCUCUGAGGGCGUCUCUUAAUGCCUGUGCCUCAGGCUGCCCAGCAGAGAGAUGAGGUGAGACUUCCAGAAGGAGGCCGAGUGAUUAUUCUGUAGCAUGUUUGUUAUUGUCAGCUGGAAGGAGAAGAUUUGAAGUAGUUUUAAUAUAGUUUAUAGGCAGACAUUCAUCUAAAUAAAAUAUGAGUUUUUUUUGAUCAAGCUGUUGAAGAAAAAGCAAUCUUUUUGCUGCAGUAUAGAUUUAGGUGUGUACUUUAUGCUUCUACCCGAGUUUUGAGUUUCUUGAGCAUAUUAAUCAAGACCACAUUAUUGUUAAGUAUGUUAAUAUCCUAUUUUUUUAGUUGUCAAGGACAAUACAUAUGUAUAAAGUUUACAGGGCUCCAGUUAGACUGAAGACGAAUUUAAUCACAUGGACGGAGAAACCGUGGGUGUGGGGUCAAACCCACAGGGCUGAGAAUACAUUUUGCUGAUUGAUGAGUGAACCAAGUCAGAACUAAUGGGUUCCCUGACUCUGCUUCUGAUAUCUGAAGAGGUCCUAGGCGAAUCCUGGCCACUCUAGUUCCUGGUAUAUUAAUUUGGAAAACAGCACUUAACUACCUCAUAUGUAAUAAGUUAGCUUGUUUGUAUCGCUUCUGCUUUGUGUAAUAUCUCAUGUCUAAAUUAAUUUCUGUUUAUAUAAAACAUGACAGUUUUAUUGCAGUUAAAUUUUUAAAAAUUUUAUAGGUAGGAAAAGUCUACGUACAUCUUAUAUAAAUUUUAACUGAAAAUGGGAGUUUUCUUCUGUCCUAGUACUUUUUGAAUGGGUAGCUAUGGAGGGGGCAAGGAGAGAACCAAAUAAUCAUCAUUACUAAUAUUAAGUUGCAUAUGCAAAUGAGUUGUUAUUGACACAGGUAUUUUAUGUCAGAUGUCUUUAUGUUAGCCCAAAACGAUCUUGAACAUUUUGAUUUCUUUCUGACCAGAUAUAACUAAUCAGGGGUAGAUUGACCAUAAGAUAAAAUACUUGGUUCACUUAUUUUUUUUUUUCAAUUUGAUGACUGCCAAUUUCACUCAUUAUGAGGACACCAUAAAUCUCUGGGCCGAGUACAUGCCACAGUAAAGCUAUUGAAAGCCUUGAGGAUAUCCAGGUAUUCUGCAAAGUAUGUAUGGGUAACACGGAUUGUGUGUGUGUGUGUGUAGGUAGGUAGGUAGGUAGGUCUUUUCCUUACCUCAGUAUUGUCUUCCAUUCCUUACUCACAUCACAGAUUCUCUGUAGGUUCAGCAUAGGGACAAGCCACUGCUGGGACAUUUUCCACUGGGCCCAUUUGGAAGGUAAUUGAUAAUUGUUUUUAAAGCAUUAUAAAUGUUAAUGACAUUUGUCACUACUAAAUGCUUAAUUUUAUUUGUAAGACUUCCGCAGAUUUCUCUUUAAGAUUUUAAACUUUUUUUCCUAAACUUACUUGUGUUAGAUGAAAAAAAAAAUUUGUUUUUAUCACAGAUGAACCCUAGAAUGCAACCUUUUGCAUGUCUGCUUUCUGGCAGAGUUCUAGAUGGACAUAAAGGGACUCUAGAGCAGGUCACCAUGUGCAACACUUAGAAGAAGCACCAACUGAGCCAAAGGACGAUUGUUGUUUUCCGGAAGCCAAACAGUGACGGGGGAAUUUGAGAAUUCUGACACGUGUCUGUCUCUGAUUUCCUUUUAUAUGACCUUUUCAUGCCAGAGCAGAGCUGUUAGCUCUACAUGAGUGUCUGCUCCACACCUGCUAAAUGGAAGAGGAAAGGAACUCCUGUGCUCUCAGUUCAGGAACAAGACUCUCACCCUGGCUCUGGUACAGCUGAACCCCAAUGAGAAACAUGGAGCAGGCAGAUUCCGCAGGGAAGAUCCACUGAAGUGCAAAUUUAAAGGGCUAAAAGGGCUACCCAUCAGACAGACUACCCCAACAGAGCUUCUUUUUGAAAGAGCUUUCCCCAAGGUGAUUUAAUGGCGGGUAGUCAUUGAAAAGUAUUAGGCUGUGUGAUUGAGGAAUGAAAUGAUCUGAUUAUUAGGACAUUCUCAUUAACUUAGCAAUAUAAUAUUUAAUAAAACUAUCACCUUAUUUAAAAACAAUAAAAUGCAGUUAGCACUAAAAGUGUGUGGUAAAUAACUAACUUUUUUGGGGGGUAUAUGAGAUGCUUUAGAGUCUUGUAGAUGUAGCCUUUAUAAUUGAGUGAACCUCCACGAUUCUUAUUUUCAUGGGUUCUGGAUAAAGGAGGAUUUAUUUGAUAACUAAAUAGGACUCCAUUUCCACCAUGGCAGUGAUUUAAAGGUAUUAGAUCACGUUUUGUGCCCUGAAGUCCCAUUACUUACCUAAUAAAACAAAUGCGAUUUACCUGAUUUUAUUGCCCCCUCUUCUUCGCUUUUCCUGCGGUUUCUGGUCACCAGGGCUUGGCUGCUCCCCACCCCCUGCUUUUUGACCACAGUGAAUUGUCAUGUAGUUGAACAACCCUGACUUCAUAUUACUUCUGACAAAAGGAUGGAAACUGCACAAAUAUUCUUUGUAGCCUCCAAAAAUAUGCUCCUCAAAUGUGAUACCUGGUUUAGUUAUUCAUUUGCAUGCUUGUUUUCUAGGUCUGCCUUCUAUUUUAUGAUUUAUAGGCAGCUGGUAUCUUUGUGUCAUUUCCAUGUUUUCAAUAAUGGAUACUUUGACAUCCAUCAGCCUGUAAAUUGAAUUUUCACUUUGAAAUGGGAAGAGAAGGCAACAACUUUAUUCCAUAAGGAAACAGCUGAUUUAGGAGAAUAAUUUAUCUUUAUUAAAUUGAGAUAUUUUAGCCAAGAAAAAUAUGGGUCAUUUUUUUUUCUAAGAUGUUUCUAAUAAUUCCCAGUAGGAACGGGUGGGGCCAGCCUUCCUCGUUUGUAAUCCAGCUGCAGUGAGUCAUAGAUCCUAGCUCAUUCUAUUCCCAAGUGUGUAAUAAAUGCAGAAUAAUGGUGUGAAGGUCACAUUCCUCAGAUCAAUUGCAUUGUGUUCUACAACAGAUCCUGAUUGGAGGUGGAAAAGUGGGAGGGAACCAGAAAGUAAUAGAUGAUUUCAAGAAUCUGCCUGGAAAUUUCCCUGACUUGUGUAUUUCGUAAAACAUUGCACUACUUCUGUGAGUUAAUAAAGACCCAGGGUAGACCACUCCCCUCAGGAUAGAAAGAUACAGGUGGAAACACUCCCCUCAGCCACACAGUUACAGCUACAGCCUAGGUGAAAUGAUUCCUCAUCCUGGCUUUUUUUCCUCUCACUUAUAUUUAAUUACAUUUUUAGAGAUUAAGGGCAUAAAUAGGAAAAAAGUAACUAUAAUAUUAGAAAAUAAAGGUCUAAUUAUUUAUAUAUCAGGACUAUGUGAUGAUUCUGAAGCGAUCAUGUACAUACACGAUAUAUGUUCAGUAUGGAGUAUGGGUAAUGAAGGACUUGUCGUUUUCAUCGUAUUUGUGACAUUUUACCUAAGGUAUGGCUCAGAUAAGUUCACGUUACUUUACUGUUUUCCUGAAAUGUUCUAGUCUUAGUACUAGCUAAUUAGAAAUAAAAAUUUAAAAGUCUUCAUGUAUAUAAAAGGGUCUUUCUUUUCUCAUGUAUAUAAUUGUGCCAUUUUCAUUAUUAAUAAACUUCCCUUUCGAGAACCUCCCUACAUUUUCUUGUCAAUGAGAAGACAACAGUGUGGAUUUUAGCAACAACUGAGUUGUAAUUACCAUUCAAAUACACACACAAUGAGAGCAUGAUGUGGAAAUGAAAAUCAUUCCUCCAUUAAUCUUUGUGUGGUGAGGAUGAGGAGAAGUGGAGACCAACCUAGAGCCCAGUUG